Molecule: messenger RNA, 8642 nt
Organism: Diachasmimorpha longicaudata
Lineage: Eukaryota; Metazoa; Arthropoda; Insecta; Hymenoptera; Braconidae
Gene: ich
Product: ichor
Exons: 2
Coding region: 3272-5776 (834 amino acids)
Biological process (GO): embryo development; embryonic hindgut morphogenesis; embryonic pattern specification
Cellular component (GO): nucleus
Molecular function (GO): DNA-binding transcription factor activity, RNA polymerase II-specific; RNA polymerase II transcription regulatory region sequence-specific DNA binding
Source: RefSeq, a predicted model, not a curated record
CCGCUUACAAAUCUAGAAAUACAGUGCUAUCCCUCAUGCUGCUUUGCUCAUUACAAAUUAUUUUCUCUGUUUCUUAUCUGAGGACUUUGAGAUUUAUUCGUCUUGAGACCGUCAACUCUCAGACAUCCGCGAGAAAUUAUCGGCCUGAAAUGAACAUCUCGCAUUUUUGUGGGGGUGAAUGAAUAUGUGGAGGCCAAGGUUAAUUACAAUGUACCUUUGAUUGCUAGAUUCAUCCGUCAUGCUGUGGUGGUACUGAGAAUUGAUGUCGAGUCUCCUAACCUUUAGCUCGCACUUUCUCCGUUAACCAAGUCCUACCGCUAAUAUCCCACUAUUGAUCCUAUCCCUCAUCUCUCCAAUACUAUACAUAGUUGAAAUUUUAAUUCAAUUCACUUUUCUUCAAAUAAUCUUUGAAAAAUCACGCCAAUCACUGAGAUUUGCCCUGCUCAGGCGCAGGGCCAAGGAAUUGAGCUCAGGUUUUACGAUGCUGGCACCCAGGGAAAAGGAGGACAUGAGCGCCCACAUGCGGAACUUAAUACACAGAGUCCAAUUAACGAACGGUAUAUUGACGAUACGAAUUGUCAGACAGUGUGUCAUUUGCCGUUUACUAUUGUACUUGACAAUUUUUUUUCAAUUUCAGACGCAAAAUUUCCUACGCUCUUAGAAAAUAAAUAUUCCAAUUUUUUUCCACUUCUCGAGAAUUCCCUUAUUCAUUUGAAUUCUCAAUUAGCUAAGAUAAUUUAAGUGUUACAUUACUUUAUAUGAAAAUUGGCAAUUCCAAUUUUACCGCAAAAAUCAGAUAAAUGUUUACAGCGUACAGACUUGACAAAUAUUUUUUACCAAUGUUACACUGGACUAACAAUCUCCAAGCUCUCAUGCAAAUUUCAUCCACAUUUUUCAAAUACGAGAGACGAACAUUUAAUACCCACAUAUGGACUGUACAUGUGUACGUGAAAUGCGUGCCAUGAAUUUCGUGGACGUGGCCCACUGCCUAAUUGUACCGUUAGAAAGAUUUUUACGGUUUGCCUAUGCUGAUAGAGGAAAAGACUCAGCCCUAUUAAGUUUGUUCCACUUGUGCAAAAUGAGGACUUUCAAAUAGGGCAGCUAUUUUUUUUUUAUCUACAGUAUUCAAUUGUAUUUUCUCCUAAAACUAUUAAUCUUUAUCUAUGGAAGAGCUUUAUCGGCUCACUCAUUAUAUUACCGAGAAUAAUGUGAAAUUGCUUGUUGCUUUUUUUUCUGGGGAUCAUGGAAUUAGUAAAAUACCGUCACAAAUAAAUGAUAGUAAUUGUAGAUAAAAAGACACUACUACGCCUUGGCCAUUGAAUAUCAAUAAAGCGAUAUGUUCUCACGGGGUCACGUGACAAAUUAAUCUCACUUAUGCAGCUCUCGGGCAUUGAGCUCACCAGGCUGAGCGGAACUACUUGCUUAUUUUCACACUGCUCUGCUCUGCUUAUUAAUUAUUAACACUCGUGAAUUUCACUUGAAGCCCACAUAACAUUAAUUUCUCUCGCUUUUGUAAUGAUAAACCAUGUGACAGUUUUUCAAUACCGCUAUGUACAAGUGUCGAUAACACCCCCAUUCAAGUAGAAAGAGCAUAAAAUUACUAAAGUAAAGUUUUCUAACGUGACAAAAGUUCUUAAUCUGUCCGAUUUAUUAAAAUUUUCGACAGAAGAAUCUCGCAGAUUUAGUGAAUGGUUCAAUUGAUUUAUUGAGCUUUGAGGAUUGUAUUGAAAAAAAAAAACAAAGGAUAAUAUUUUAAUAAUGAGAAGAACAAAGCGAUUCGUUAAUAGCAUUAACAAAUAAUAAUUUCAUAAUUUUUACCCAGUGCAGUUGAUUCCCGACUGAAUGUAGGUCAAUCGGAUAGACACAUAUAUGUAAAGGCGCCAUUUUUCGCGAUGAAAAGGAAAGCAAAUAACGCGCGCUUACGCGCUAAACAAAACGAAACAUACAGGCAACUGUACCAUCAGAAGAGCAAAGAAAUUGGUGUGGAAGUGAGAGGGUUAUGCGGGGAAGAAUGGACAAAGGAGUGGGAGAGGGAGAGGAAAGAAGGGGUUCUGUUGUCGGACUAACGGUGCUCUGUUCUACUUAUUUGCUCGGCGGCUCUGGCGCGUUGGUGCUUACCUGCGUCACGUCUGCACAGCUUUAACCAGACCAUCGCGCACGUGGAUGCAUAUUGAGCCUGGCAAAAAUUUGAGCUCCUCUCUAUUUAUACAUUAAUACUGAUUCGGCCUACAAAUUAUGCACCGAAUAUCGAAUUGGGGAUUCCUUAGCUUUUAAAAACCUACACCAUCAUCUUCCUUCUCCUCACCUACAAUUUAAUGGAAUGCUGAGUCACUUUCCUCUGCCGGAAGUAGGUCGAUUGCACGAGUGAUCGCGCGCAGAUGCCUGCUUACUGCUCUCAGUGCUUGUAGAAAACAGUCAUGAUGUAUUAAAUACGGAUGUACAGUUGAUUAUUUCAUCUAUAGUAUGUGAUCUCCAUUUAAAAUUCCGGGUAUGGAAAAUAUAAUGAUUUCUCUUUUUUCCUAUUUAUCGAAGGAUCAACUUAUUAUCGCAUGGGGUUUUUUUAUCGAGAGCACCAGAAACAUCCAUCAUAUGCAUCCGCAUUUGGUUUUUUAUAUUAAUAAGAUACGACGAUACCUUUCGGUAAAAUCAUCGGCUCCCAAAUUCACUUUGAGGUGUAUACCCAGUGAUCCCAUUGAUAAGUGGCUCAACAACAUUGUCGUAGGCCGUUCAAUGAAAAUAACCAUCUUCCUCUCUCUUUCUCCUUCUCUUACUACUCGCUUCCUCACUCUCUUGUUAACUUAUUUUUCAUUGGUUAGAGUAUAUUAUUGGCUUCCACGCCACUGGAUAACGGUACAUAGUGAGCUCGGUUUGUCUUACCACUGGAUGAUCCCCCACCGGCACUCCAACUGAGCUACUUGACAAGGACGGAGGGGUCCCCCAAGCAUACACAUGGACAAGGACGGUUCAAACGAUUCUCAUCCAAACACUGGUGAAAUGAUCCAGUGGUAGCGACCAUUUUUUUUUUUUGGUGUGAAACAUUUGCAUGAUUCACAUGAUGGGAAUAAACUCCUACCACAUCCGGAUCCUUCCACUUUCUUAACAAUUACUCCUUGAAGACCAGGUAUUGUGUUUGAUUGGACAGAGACGUUGUACCGUGCUGUGAGUGGCUGUGUUGUGUCCUACAAACCCAGUUAGUGCCAGCUAGUGUCUUUUUCUCCUACUUUUUCCCACCUAGGCGGUGAUUUUUUUUCGUUAUUCAUUUAUAAAUGGAAUGAACAUUGUUACAGGUCCUCGCGGCGCCGUUGGCGGUUGCAGCACCCCCGGCAGUAGAGUGGAUCCCUGGUGGAAUCCUGGUCCCCUCUUUCCAUCAGCUACUACGCCAGGACCACCAAGGAUCGACGAGGGGCCUCCAGGAAGUCACAGCAACAUCAGCAAUACCACUAAUAAUCCAUAUCUGGCAUCACCUUCAUCGUAUCAUACCAAUACUAUCACUGCCACCACCACUACCACUAGCACCACCACCACCACCUCCACCGCCACCGCCACCGCCACCGCCACCACCACCACCACCACCAAUAAUAACAACAACAACAACAACAAUAAUAAUAACGACCACCAGCAGACAAAUAGAAAUUUGACGUCACCGUACAGUGUCGCCUCGGCGACGAGUCCGUCUACCUCAUCGCCAACAUUUGGCCAGGUGGACUCGUUGUCAAGGUGCUCGGACGCUAUAGGAAUAAAUCCAAAUAAUUCAAAUUUACCUGAAAACGUACUAUCGAAUUUACUAGCAGCGAAAUCAACAAACUCCUCCCAUUUAAAUCCUCAUGGUAUCGAGCACACUGUCCAAUCGAAUGGGACAGUCUUAGCAACUUUAUUGUCGACGUCUAGUAAUAUAGACUACACACCACCUCCUAAUUCAACAACGGAAUCAUCAGCUGUGAGAAACCCUCUGGCUGGUAAUAUCACCGUUGCUGCCUCAUCGCCCUCAUCGUCCACCUCAUCGGGUGAUUCUUUAACUGGAAUAUUGCCAUCACUGAAUGUCAAAAUCAAAUCGGAGGAUCAAUCACGCCGCGAAGAGUCCUCGGGUUAUUGCACUUCACUAUUAAGUUCACUCCUUUCAACUUCGCGCAUCUCAACAACCAGCAAUCUAGAGGAAGAGUCUGCGGAUCAACGAGUUGACGAAGCUAAUAUCAAAGUUGAGUAUUCGCUCAGUGCAACAUCGCCGUGUAGCAACGUAUUGGAAGCUGCUGAGGAGGACCUCGUCGCAACGUCGCCGUACGACAUUAUUAGCACGAGUGCGCGGUGUAUAAGGCAAUCAGCUGGCGAUUGUCGCAGCCAAGUCUCACCAACAUCUGAAAUAGUGAUUGACAUGAAAUACGAGACGCAAACGGGUCCCCCACCGGGACCACCGCAUUUAACAUCGACAGGAGUUGAACCUCCCCAUAGCAGCCAGGGCAGUGGAAUGGUUAUUGGUGCAUCAUCCGGUGAAGUUGUAGGAGUUGACAGUCUGUUAUUGCCAUGGGGCACAACUGGCUCCGAUUUCCUCGAACCACCGGACGUCAAACAGACACCGGGAGGUCUUCAUGACGCCUGGGAGACACUUCUUCUUGGCUCUUCAGUUGGUGUUGCGUCGGCACAAUCAUUGGCAGAGUUAAAGCCCUUACCACCGUUCACAGGAUAUACUGGUCAUCUAAGUAUCAAUGGUAUUCCUGGUCAUCAUUAUCAUACAAUAGCUUCAUCAGCGCAACGACCAACAAUGCAGUCGUCAUCAUCGCCAACCCCAUCAUCCAACCAAGAAUAUUAUGAAUCGUCAGUCGUUUCAUCUAGUACGCCCUGCCCUCAAGCGAGUCAAAAGCAUCAACAUCACCACCAGCAACAGCAACAGCAACAGCACCAUCAGCAGCAGCAACAACAACAACAACAGCAACAACAACAACAACAACAACAGCAGCAGCAACAACAACAACAACAACAGCACCAGCCGCAACAGCAUCACCAUCAACCCCAACAAUUACCCCAAUCAACGCAACAAGUUGACUAUGAUAUUGAGGAUAUUGCCGAAAUAAUCGGUUCGGCGAUUGCCGAUACUACUGUACCUGGAAGUAAUAAUGGCCCUGGUUCUGAGCAUGAUCCAGAUGCCUCGAGAGACUGGAUUGACAUUGCUGAAUGGAUCAAUACAGCGUGUUCACCCAAGGAUCACGAUACUUCAUCACCAAGUCCCUAUUCUCAGAUGUACACUUCAACCAAUUCUGGUGGUCAAACACAUCAGCACGGCUCAACACUCCAGAGUCUCCUGACAACUGGCUAUGCUCCUCUUCUCCAAGCCAGACUCCAGGCUGGCAAUGCAAAUAUGCAAAAUACUUCGUGCGGUGAAACUCCCUCAUCGACGAGUCCCUAUCCACCAGUCAGUCCACCCGGUAGAGUAUCAACAUCUUGCAGUCCUGAUCACUUGCUUCACUCGUCAUUCCCUGCGCCAUCCCAUCCAAGAAAAAGAUCUCGGCCAAAUUCCUCCAAUCAGAAUCCCUCGAAAAAGAGCCCAGCAACAUCUGUCCCAGCGUAUGGUACAGAAUCAGGGCUCAUCGGUGGUAAAGAGAAACCUGUUCAUAGAUGUUCGAUAUGCAAUCGAGGAUUCCUCAAUAAAAGCAAUAUCAAGGUACAUCUCAGAACACAUACCGGCGAGAAACCAUUUAGGUGUGAAGUUUGCGGCAAAGCAUUCAGACAAAAAGCCCAUCUCAUAAAACAUCAACAAAUUCAUAAGAGAAUCGGUAGGGAUUAAGAGAAUAUCAAUGGUGUUAACUGUGCAUUGGCGCGUCGUGAGCUUUAGACUCCACCCCCUCUCCCCCUUCCCUUCAUGAUUGAAGGGGGAUUCGGAUUUUGAAAAAAAAAAAACAUCAUUUCUGACUUUACUUUGCGCGAGAUAUCGAAUCCCGUAAAGUGUAAAACACAUUCAGGGCGCGAAUCAGGGUAUGAAACCUUGUUGAAAAGUGCACAAAUAAACGAGACGAUGUAUGAACACUAGAUGAAUGGUGUUUAAUAACAACAAAUGUGAGUGUAGCAUGUGUAAAGAAAAAUAUAAUAUAUAAUACGCCAGUGUUCCUUACAAGCAAACGGUCAUCUACUUUGAUCUGUUUCAAAAGUCUCUAUCGUGUAUAUAAUUUAUCGAUGAACUUUACGUACUUUGAUAUGAGGUUACUGUGUGACCUAUUUACCAGAUAUUUCAAAUAUAUUUAUAUUUUUCAUGAAAAUCAAGCGAGAAUCGUAUUUUUUUGCUAGUUGAGUGGAAUAAUGACGCAUACAAAAGUUGCUAUUGUAAGCAUGAGGCAGAAUAAGUGAUUUGGUAGUAUCUCCCAGCUAAUGUACCUAAAGAGUUUCUUUGUCACGUGCUUCAAUAUAAAUUUAUUGUAAUGGUUAGCUAUCUUUUCUUCUAACGUAUGAAAUUGUUAUUUUAAAUGUUCAUUUUCCGAGAUUUUUUUCCCAUUCCCGUGCAUAAUUAACUUCUCAGAUAAGAAGUUCUUAUUAUUAUUAUUAUUAUUAUUAUUAUUAUUAUUAUUCUCAUUAUUAUUAUCAUUAUUUAUUUAUUUUGUCAAUUUCCUUCCUCAUGAUAAUGGAACCUUUCUUUUUUCUACUGUAAGAUAGCUCAUUAUUCAGUUUUACACGUAAUUUAACACAUUUGCCUUCCCGUAACUCAUAUUAUUAUAAUACGUUUUUAUUUCAUAAGCUCAUUUGAUUUCUAUCAGUUAUUAAAUGCCACCCUUUCUUUCUAUUGCAACACGUCAUAUUUGACCUUUGUCAUUUCAUCUUGGAAUUUUCGGGCAACUGCAAGAUAAGCAAUAAAUCAUAAAAUUUAUCAACUGUUUUUUUUGUUUUUUUUUUUUCCAAUCUAAUUUAAAUUAAGAAGCUAAUGCAAUUUUCCCCUUUACGAAGAAAAACUUAUUCGAGUAUAUUGUUAAUUAGGAGUUUUAAUUAUUUAUUUGCGGUUACUCAGGCGGAUAUGUGUUCUUUUGUAUUUUUUUUCUCCCAAUUGUAGUUGUACAAAGUAUUCAAUCGAAAUUUAUUUAUGUACGCAUAUUUAUGUUUUGUUACCUCGAAAAGCGGCUAGACAAAUAACAUAAAAAAGUAUGUCGAUUGAUCAAUGGUCAUGGCAAAAAGGAAAGCAAUCUCAAUUGAAUUAUUUUCGUAUCUCCUUCUUUAUCUAAUUAUUUUAUUUAUAUGAAUUAUUUAUUUCGGCGGUCUAGAUUAAGUUGAGAUUUAUUGUUUUUGGUUUAUAAAAAACUACUAACGCAGGAGAUGAAGAAGAUAAUAAAAAUGAAAUCAAGGCUGUGUUCUCUCCUUCCGAUCAAGGGUGAUCCACAGAUCUCACAUUCAACAUGCUGCUGACAUUUUCUAGAGAUGUUUUGAAAAUUCCCUCUCUCGAGUUAUUUCUAUUUCUCUUUACAAUCCCUAAUCAUUUUUGUAAUUUUUAUCAUUUUCGAUUACGCUUCUCAACUUGUCUUCUUUAGUGUGCAAGAAUAAAGAACAAAAAUAACACGAAAAGUUAUACGACACACCCAAUUAAAUAUGUAUAAAUACAUGGUACCUAGCGUAGCUGGCUACGCGAUUUCUUCAUAGGUUAUAAAAGAUGAUAGGAAAAAAAAAUCUUGUACUCGAAAAAAAAAAUCAAAUCAAAAAUGGACCCUAAAGUAUACGAAUUUCGCAUCAUGAUGAAUCAUAAAAUAAAAAAGCGCAUAACUGGAAUAGCUGCGAAGGGAUAUCUUUCAUAGUAUAUAUUACGUGACAAGUGUGAAUAAGGAGAAUAUUUAACCUCAUGUGGUGAUAUUUUUAGACCUCCCUUUGUCGGAGAAUUGGCAGGAGAGCGAGCCUUCUAUCAUUCUUCUCCAAAAUAUUAUCACACGAGUUUAACAUUCUCCCUUGUUCAACCUGUGACCUAUACUAUUUUUUGAAAUUAGUACUUGGAAAGGUUCUACUUUGUUUUUAUUGCUAUAUUGUUACUAAAUGAAAAAACUUAGCAAAUUGUGUGAGUAUGCGGUAGGGAGGGAGAGGGGAAGCCAUGUUUAUAUAUUAAACGUUGUGUGAGAGUAUCACAGUGGCAUUUUAUUUCAACUGUUCGGCUAAUUCACUAGAAUUAUCGAUGAAAUUUAACCUGAUCUACAAUCACGUAGUGCACAUAUUUAGUCCGUAAAAUACUCAGAUUAUUUACAAUGAUAAGUGAACACUGAGGAGCACUUGAACGUAUAUGUAAUGGCGAAAGAAUGGCUGUGCAUUAGGAGAGCUUGCAGCCAAUUUACGAACUAAUGGCGUUAGGUGAUAUUAUCAGCCACACAGAUAGAUACCACAAUACCGAGUUGGUUAAAAUUAUAGCAACCCAAGUUUGUCAAUGAGAGGGGACUUAUCCAAGCACAUAUUUCAAAAAAUCAAGAGAAAUUAAGAGAAAUGAAGAGAAUUCAUAAUAAAUCGCAGUAUUCUAUUUAUAUGUAAUUUAAUUAAUUAGUAAGUUAGAUUAGUAAGUGUGUAAUUUCAUAAUUCAUUUGAAUUACCAGCUUAAGAACAAAAAUAAUGUGAAUCUGUUGUUAAUAAUUUUCUCACAGUGUUAUCCCCAUUUACUUGUCACUAUUUUUUUAUUAUAUACAACGAUGCCUGUUGAA